Molecule: messenger RNA, 366 nt
Organism: Morchella sextelata
Lineage: Eukaryota; Fungi; Ascomycota; Pezizomycetes; Pezizales; Morchellaceae
Exons: 1
Coding region: 1-366 (121 amino acids)
Source: RefSeq, a predicted model, not a curated record
AUGUCGCAGCAAGCUUCGCUCCAGUCCUUUUUCACCCAGUGUUCCCAGCAAGGGACAGCCCCCUCGCAGAUCAGGAACACUCAGGUUCCCGACCCAACCCUAUCCGGAGCUCAAGAACAGGAAUUCUCCUCGACCUUUGCAACAACAUCUGACUACAACGACCCCUACCAACCGAGAAUCGACUACCUCUACCCGAGCAUUGUCCCCCAGGAUACUCACACCCAGACGGACCUGAACUAUAUUACUGUGAGGGAUGCGUACCAGACCACAAGAGUACACUACGCAGAGCUCAGAGUUCGGCUAACAGCUACAAAGGUAGAAGUCUCCAAGGUCUCCUCAGUCAACGUCGAGUAUAAUUCUCCUUGA